ACAUGUGGGAGCACAACAAAUUAUGAGAAAUUUGAGCCACUGGUGGCACCCCUACCUGGCUGACAUGGUAAAGAGAUGGGUAAGAGGUUGUGAAAUUUGUGGUAAAUACAACCCAAAGCCAACUGUGAAACCACACAUGGGAGCGUUCCCAUUGCAGGUAAGACCAGGGGAAGAGAUUGUGAUUGAUUACACUGACAUGAUUGACAGAGUUCGAGGGUAUCGCUACCUCCUGGUGAUGGUCGAAUCAAUCACAGGAUGGCCCGAAGCGUACCCCGCAAAAAAUGAAGACAGUAAAACAGUGAUCAAAUGUCUGAUAAAUCAUUACAUACCACAACAUGGGUUUCCGAGAAGAGUGAGAUCUGACAACGGAAGGCAUUUUAAAAACAGAGACCUACAGGCAGUGGAAGCGGCCUUAGGUUUAAAGCACAAAUUUGGUACGGUGUAUCAUCCAGAAUCUCAGGGCAAAGUUGAGCGCAUGAACCAGAAUUUAAAAACUAAAUUGGCUAAAAUCUGUGCACAGACCAAAAUUGAUUGGGUCACAGCCCUCCCAGUGGCAUUGUUGCAGGUGAGGAGUUCACUAAAUAAGAUGACAGGGUUUACACCAUUUGAACUGUUGACAGGUAGACAGUUCCCAGGCCCCACAGCAGCUAUCCCUGGGGAAGGGCAACAUAUAACCAAUUUUCAGUAUAAAUCAUAUUUUGAUGGACUCAAAGCUUUGUUGUCAGUUUUUGUCUCACAGGUGCACGAUGGAGUGACGGGAGGCCAAAAGGGGGACCCACACACAGCAGAGUGGGUUCUUCUGAAGGUCAUUAAGAGGAGAUGGUCAGAGCCCGGGUGGACAGGACCCCACCAGGUGGUCGAGAGAACGUCGCAUGCGUACGCCUAUAAAGGAAAGGAGACACCUGGUACCACUGGAGCCAGUGGGCUCCAGCAGAAAAAACAGAAAAAAGGUUCAGUAAAUUCAGAGCGCAGUGAAAGGGUCAUCUGCUGGCGACCCCAACAAGGCUCUUUCAAUCACGGGGCAGAAUAAUCCCCAGGGAGAGCCUCUGGCUGAGGUAGUCCACCCUCUAUGCUUUAAAUCAAUUCUAACACUGUUAUGCAUUUAUCCUUAACAGAUUCAAAGAUGGAUUGGCAAGUCUUGGUUUCCUCCCUGCACUGCAGCAGCAUUCCAGUGUUCUGUCCCCAGUCUUAUGCUUCUCCAAGUCUGACUGCUUCAGACUUGGAGACCAUGUUCAGACCAGAUCUCAGCGCAACAGGAAGCAACAGGCGUCAGAAGGAGGGAAAAACACUGGGCUUUUGGGCAGAUUAUCUCCUUGAUUCAGAAGAAAAAAUGACAGCUGUAUCUCUGGAAGAUCUGUUGAUGUUUGCUACAGGUCUGGCAGCACUUCCACCAGCAGGCAUAAUGCCACCUCCACGCCUCGAGUUUUUAAGUGAUUCACCUUUUCCAGUUGCAAACACCUGUGCAAAUACACUGAAGCUACUGCUUUUGGAAUCAUACAUUGUUUUUAAGGCAAACAUGGACUUUGGGAUCCAAAAUGCUCCAGGAUUCGGCUGUCAUUAAAUCUAAGGUCAAAUGCCAGUUACUGAUUCCUGUUCAGUCUAGUUCAGAUGCUGUUGGCAUACUACCACUGUAAGCAAGUUUUGUAACACAUUGAAGCGAAAAGCUACUUUAGUGUUUUGCUAAACAUUUUUGGUGUUUUUUGGUUCGCAGAGCUAAAUAAUUUACAGUAUAGGCAAGUUGAAACAUGCUGAACACGUUGUUACAGAGUUUUAUUCAGAAUGUGUCAAGUCUGUCUUCAGGGUUAAGACUGAAUACACAGUUCAUUUUAAAUGUUUUAAUCCACCUGUCGUUUUGUAUGUUUUGAAUAAUGUAUUACUUUUCAUUUUAGCAGAAGGAACAGGAAACAAAAGAUCAAAAAUUUGGGUUCAGGUAGUUUGUCUAAAACCUGGCUAUAUCUUUCAGCAAUAAAUACAGUUCUGUGGCUGAUUCCCAUUCUUGUGGCUGCUGUAGUCCAUUUUGUUGUACAGCCUGUUGUAGGUAUUCCUCAAUGUUUUGAUCACCACACAAUUCAGUCGCUUGCCUUGCUUCAGGGAACACAUCCAGUUCCCUCUCCUCAACAGCAAAUCCACAGUCUCUUGAACCAUAUCUGCAAAAUCAGAAUAGAAUUAAUAAUAGAAUUGUGAAGCAUAUUUUCUACAUGUACUACAAAUAGUUUAAUAUGUCAGAUUUGUUUGCUGGCUACAUGGAUCUGUAUAAGUGAGCACCAGAAAGUGAUAGCUCAUAAAUGAACUGUAUUUACUCGUACAAUGAUUAAAAUAUAUUUCCCAA
Archocentrus centrarchus (flier cichlid) is the source of this 2329-nucleotide messenger RNA. RefSeq lists its product as uncharacterized. The record is from RefSeq and is a predicted model, not a curated record. Gene Ontology annotation, molecular function: nucleic acid binding. The coding region runs from base 23 to 1030 and encodes 335 amino acids. The transcript has 2 exons. NCBI's taxonomy places the organism in Eukaryota, Metazoa, Chordata, Actinopteri, Cichliformes, Cichlidae. Gene Ontology annotation, biological process: DNA integration.